AUGUCGGCCACUACCACUGCUGUGCUCUCAAAAGUAAGGCGCAUGAUUCCGCCAAUGCUUGAGACAUUCCACAAAGGACAACUCGGCCGCGUUGCUGUCAUCGGCGGCAGCCAGGACUACACCGGGGCUCCGUAUUUUUCGGCCAUGGCCAGCGCAAGGCUAGGCUGUGACUUGUCGCAUGUCAUCUGCACGCCAGCCGCAGCUGCCGUGGUCAAGACAUAUUCUCCCAACCUGAUGGUUCACCCUUUGAUGCGACAGGGCCCAUCCGAUGCCGCGGAAUCGGGUGCCGCACAGGAGUCAUCCGCCAGUCCGGACAAGAUUGCGGCUCCAAUCAUCGACAUGCUUGCUCGCCUCCAUGUUCUCGUCAUCGGCCCCGGCCUCGGCCGUGAUCCGCUGAUGCAAGAUACCGUGGAACGAGUUAUCCGUGCGGCGAAAGACAAGAAGAUCCCGAUGGUUCUCGAUGCGGAUGCCCUCCAGCUCGUUCAAAAGGACGCGAACCUCAUCAAAGGCUACACCGAAGCCGUGCUGACACCGAACGUGGUCGAGUUCGAUCGACUCUGGAAGGCGGUAGGAGUUGAAAGUAGCGAAAGCGAGAGCGAAACGCACAGAGUAGAAGCUCUAUCCAACGCCCUCGGAGGUGUUACCAUUAUACAAAAGGGGAAGCAGGACCACAUCUCGAACGGCAAGGUUACAUUGACUGUUGAUCUCGAAGGUGGCAGGAAGCGAAGUGGUGGCCAGGGCGAUACGCUCACGGGAAGCGUUGCAACGUUUCUUGCCUGGAGGAGAGCAUACGUUGACAAGCUCUGGGACGAUCCGGAGACACCUCGCUUGGGCCAGGAGGAAAUGGUCGGGCUGGCAGCGUUUGGUGGCAGCGCCAUCACAAGAGAAUGCUCCCGAAUCGCCUUUUUGAAACGCGGGAGGAGCCUACAAGCAAGUGAUCUCACGGACGAGAUUCACAACGCCUUCAUUGGUCUCUUUGGCGAGGUCGACGAGAAUGACAGCACUUCCAAGCUCUAA
Messenger RNA from Cordyceps fumosorosea ARSEF 2679, 1017 nucleotides. Its product is annotated as YjeF domain containing protein. Lineage: Eukaryota; Fungi; Ascomycota; Sordariomycetes; Hypocreales; Cordycipitaceae. The transcript has 4 exons. Gene Ontology annotation, molecular function: ATP-dependent NAD(P)H-hydrate dehydratase activity. The record is from RefSeq and is a predicted model, not a curated record. Bases 1 to 1017 code for a protein of 338 amino acids. Gene Ontology annotation, biological process: metabolite repair.